AGUUGGUUGUUAUCAAUGAUGUGGUUACUUUGUCAUGGGAAAUUUCAAUUUUGGGUGAAAUGACGACGAAUGCGGUCGUGUAUCAUCCGCUUUCAUUAUCUGUUCGUGCUGAUAAAAGGGUUUGCGAUAAAUCGAUAUAUUUUAGAGGUAAAAUAUAAAGAGUCGCCCAAGAGGAUCGUGGUGCAGUACAUCCGAGAAACUCUUUAACGAGGACGCAUCGUUCGUGAUUUCCUAUGUUCAAGGUAGCGUUCUUGGUCGCUUGCAUGGCGCUGGCCGCCACUAGUGUCCAAGCUGACAAGAAGAUCGUCUGCUACUUCGGUAGCUGGGCGGUUUACCGGCCAGGCAAUGGAAAGGUCGACGUCAACGACAUCGAUCCCCGCCUCUGCACGCACAUGAUUUACAGUUUCAUUGGCAUUAAUACGGAUGGCAGCAUCAGGAUAAUAGAUCCAUGGGCCGAUCUGUCAGACGGCGGUGGCAAGAACGGUUUCGGCAAGUUCGUCAGCCUCAGCAAGCAGAGCUCGAAUACCAAAGCGAUGGUCGCGAUCGGAGGAUGGAACGAAGGAUCCAGCAAAUUCUCCCAGGUGGUCGGCAACCCUGGCACGCGGUUUCGGUUCGUCCAGAACGCGGUGAAUUUCUUGAGACAGUACAAUUUCAAUGGUCUGGACAUCGACUGGGAGUACCCUAAUCAGCGUGGCGGUCAGCCGGCCGAUCGCCAGAACUUCGUGGCUCUGCUGAGGGAGCUUAAAGAGGCUUUCAGCAAAUACGGUUAUAUUCUCAGCGUCGCUGUAGGCGCCACCGAGAAAUCCGCUUCACUGUCUUAUAUCAUUAACCAGGUGGUGAGCAACGUUGACUUCGUAAAUCUGAUGACGUACGACAUGAACGGCGCGUGGAACAAUUUCGCUGGAUUUAACGCACCCUUGUACGCUUCGAGCCGCGAGCAAGGGGAGCAGGCUAAACUGAAUGUGGACUCUUCCGUCCGCUAUUGGCUUUCGCAUGGUGCUCCAGCCGAUAAGCUGAUCCUUGGUAUUCCUUCCUACGGGAGGGCCUUCACUCUGGCAAAUCCCAAUAACAACGACGUUGGCGCACCGACUACUGGUCCCGCAGCAGCUGGACCUUAUACCGGAGAAGCGGGCAUGCUCGGUUACAACGAGAUCUGCGAGUAUCUACGUCAAGGAGGCUGGAACGUUCGCAGGGAAUCACAGCAACACGUGCCAUACGCUGUUAAAGGCAACCAGUGGAUUGGAUACGAUGAUGUUCAAUCUGUCCGCGAGAAAUGUGAGUAUGCCAACCGGAUGGGUCUCGGAGGUGGCAUGAUGUGGAGCGUCGAAACAGACGAUUUCCGUGGUACCUGCGGACAGAAAUACCCUCUUCUGAACGUCAUGAACAGCGUUUUGAGAGGCGGUGCACCAGCUCCUGGCCCAAACCCGCCACCGUCAUGGAAACCAACCACACCCCCAUCUGCACCACCAACAAGACCAACCCCACCGUCGACAUCCAUUUGUAAUAAGGAAGGAUACGUCCGAGAUCCACAAGAUUGCUCCACUUUUUACUAUUGUCAAAAUGUAAAUGGGCAAUACACAAAGUACACAUACCACUGUCCGGCUGGUCUCGCCUUCGACCCCAAAAUAAACGGCUGCAAUUACAGAGAAAAUGUCGCAGGCUUUAGAGCGCAGAUGCAUACGAAGAUAGUUGUUCUUGCCCUCUUCUUGGCUAUCGCCACUUCGGCAUACGCGCAGAAGAAAAUCGUCUGUUACUAUGAGAGCUGGGCAAAGUACAAUGAUGGUACAGACAAAUAUCCAAUCACCUCCAUCCCAGCGCAUCACUGCACGCACGUGAUCUACGCGUUCAUCGGCAUCAACGAAGACGGUAGCAUUAAGCUGCUCGACGACGAGUCUGAUUUUAAGAUUUUCAGCCAGCAUGUGAAGGGUCGCGGCUCUAAGGCGAUGGUCUCUGUCGGCGGUGCGUCCGAGAAAUCAAGGAAGUUCUCCGACAUGGUUGCAACCAGAGAGGUGCGCGAGACGUUCGUGAGACAUGCAGUCGAGUUCCUGCAGAGGCACAACCUCGACGGGCUAGAUGUUGAUUGGGAGUACCCUAACCAACUGGGCGGUAACCCGGCCGACAAGGAGAACUUCGUUCGCUUGCUGAAAGAGCUAAAAGACGCGUUCUCGAGUCAUGGAUAUCUCCUGAGCGCCGCCGUUGGCGCCGAGGAAGACUCUGCCUCCAGGUCUUAUCUGAUCCCAAAGAUCUCGAAGUUGUUAGACUUCAUCAACGUCAUGACCUACGACUUCAACGGUUACGAGAACGGUCACACCGGUAUGAACUCUCCCUUAUACGCGUCCGUUAGGGACUCGAAGGAUAGUUACACCCGACAACUCAACAUUAGAGCUAGUGUCCAAUACUGGCUUGACCAAGGCGCUCCAGCUGAGAAGAUUAUCGUUGGUGUGCCAUUCUACGGAAUAACGUUUACUUUAAGAAAUAACAACGAACAUGGUGCUCAUGCUCCUACCACUGGACCUGGAAUAGAUAGCGGCAACAUCGGUUACAAUGAUCUGUGCGUACGUUUGAAGGAAGGUGGAUGGACCAUUGUCUGGACUAACAAGCAACGUGUACCGUACGCGUAUAAGGGUAACCAAUGGGUCAGCUACGAUAAUCCCCGGUCUAUCAGAGAAAAGGCUGAAUUCGUCAAAUCCCACGGACUCGGUGGUGUGAUGAUUUGGAGCAUCGAUACCGACGACUUCCAAGGUAGAUGCGGCCGAAAGAAUCCACUUUUCCAUGCCAUCAAUGAAAUUUUGAGUAAUUAAAUCGAAUUGGACCACCUGGAUGGAUCGAUGGUGACGUUCCUGCGUGAUGUAAUCAAACACAGAUGGCUACAAUUCUAAUUUAUUUACAACUGCUCUCCAUUAACUAUAUUUGUGUUGUCCUGUUAAUUUACUUCGUACACCAAAAAAGUG
Molecule: messenger RNA, 2951 nt
Organism: Nomia melanderi (Alkali bee)
Lineage: Eukaryota; Metazoa; Arthropoda; Insecta; Hymenoptera; Halictidae
Source: RefSeq, a predicted model, not a curated record